AUGAUUAAAACAACCAAAAGGCCCAAUCCUGAUCAUCCUGAUCAUACCAACACUAACAACACCACUAAGAGAGCAAAAACAUUAGGUUUUAUUUUAGAAGACGGUUAUAAUAAAUCUAACACUGAAAAAAAAAAUACUGAUAUUCAUAGAAAUGGAACUACCAACAACAACAACAAUAGUAAUAAUAAUGGCAAUAAUACCGACUUUUCUUCCUUAUACGGUACUUUUGUUAUAAAAGCUUUGACUGAUUUGGAAACAAAAAAUGAUUCUACACAGCUAGAUGCAUUAGCAGAUCAACUUUCGUUGGGUAUAAACACUGCUAAUAAUUCUACAAGUAUAAAUGACACUACUAAUAGAAUAACCGAACAAAACUUUCAAACGUUAUUAAAUAUCCUAUCAAAUAACAUCAUUAAACUUGAACAACAUAAAAAUUGCAAUCUGUUAAUAGAAAAUAUUAUAAAAUUGGACAACUGGUGGAAAUUAAAUAGCAUAGCUUGUAUUCACAGUUAUAUCACUUUUUUGAAAAUUUUAUGUUCAAGCUUGCCAAAAUGGUGGUAUGAUGUUUCUUCCAUGCUGAUAUAUAAUCUAUCUAACAUUUCUUCAUUAAAUGAGGCGAAAUAUCAUCAUGAACUAUUAAAAUAUUUUAUUAGAGCUAUUCCCUCUUCAACUCAGUUUAUUGACUCUGCUGUCGCCAAAUAUUUUCCUAAUAAAAACGAUUCUACCAAGAAAUUGUUUAAUUACACUAAUAACGCUUUAAAAUUAAGUGAAUAUUGUCCUGAGUUAAGAUUUCAAAUUUGGUCCUUGCUUAUAGAAAAAUUAAUUUCUAUUGAUGUCGAAUUACAAAAUGAGUUGGAUGAGCUAGAUGAGGAUGUAGAAAACGAAUUAGAAGAGGAAUUAAAUGAGGAAUUAGAGGGGGUAAAUAAUAAUAAUGCUGAUGAUGACGAUGAUGAUGAUGAUGAUGAUGACGACGACGACGAUGAUGAUGAUGAUGAUGAUGAUGACGAUGAUGAUGAUGGUACUGGUAACGCUGGUGAUCAAGAUAUUGAUAAAAUCACUGAUAUUAGUUUAGAUGGAUAUGAAGCUAGUGAUGUUGAAGAAGAGGAAGACUUUUUUGAAGGCGAAGAACAAUAUCAAGUUGAAGUUACACAAAGUAUUAAACUCUUAUCUGCAAAAUUGGACUCCUUGUUAUCAUUGAUAACAACAAAAUUAUCGGCAUACUUAAAUGAAGAAAAUCUUGAAAAUGGAGAUGGUAUCAAUGUUUUCAACACCUUAACUUCACUAUUUAAAUCGCAUAUUUUACCGACAUAUUUUACUAGAUCUGUACAAUACUUAAUCUUUUUUGCCUCUCAACAACAGCCAGAGUUAAUGGACUCCUUUUUAGUUACAUUAAUGGAUAUAUCAUUUUCUAAUUCCGAAACAAUAGAAAAUAAAAUUAAAGCGCUACAAUAUGUAGGAUCCUUUAUUGCUAGAGCUAAAAAUUUGACUAAACAACAAGUUCUAUUUAUCUCUUCUUAUUUAACGUCUUGGUUGAAUAGGUAUUUAUUAGAAAGAGAAGCUGAAAUUGAGUUUGACAAGAGUGGUACCAAUGGUAUAACAACCGGUACUAAUAACUAUAGGGGCAAUGAUAAUAAUAAUAAUAAUAAUAAUAGUAAUAGUAAUAGUAAUAGUAAUAGUAAUACAAAAAGUAACUAUGGCAUGGAACGAUUUAAACAUUUCUACGCUGCAUUCCAAGCAUUAUCAUAUAUUUUUUGCUUUAGACAUAAAAUGUUUAAAAAUGUCCAAGAUGAAAAAUGGGAGAUAGAUAUAGAUAAAUUCUUCCAAAGAAUAAUAAUUUCGAAAUUCAACCCGUUAAAAUUUUGUAAUGAAAAUGUAAUGCUGAUGUUAGCUAAAAUCACACAAAGGGAAAACAUUGUUUAUUGUUAUACCCUUAUUGAAAAGAAUAAUACUGAUAGGCUAAGGGGGAUUGUUGGGGAUAUGGUUGGUGUUACUGAUGGUGUAAGUGGUAAUAAUGGUAAAAAUAAUGCUGGUAGUAAUUAUACCUUUUCAUUAGCUGCAAGACAGCAAUUAAUUGAUUUACAAAGCUACUUCCCAUUUGAUCCUUUGUUUUUGAAGACAUUUAAAAAACAGAUAGAGGAUUAUUAUAUAGAAUGGAGCCAAGUAUGUGAGGAUUAUGAAAAUGAAGAAAGUGAGGAUGAUGACUAA
This is a messenger RNA of Saccharomycodes ludwigii, 2202 nucleotides long. RefSeq names its product rDNA-binding RNA polymerase I transcriptional factor (gene RRN3). Gene Ontology annotation, molecular function: RNA polymerase I general transcription initiation factor activity; RNA polymerase I core binding. The transcript has a single exon. Gene Ontology annotation, biological process: transcription initiation at RNA polymerase I promoter. The record is from RefSeq and is a predicted model, not a curated record. Lineage: Eukaryota; Fungi; Ascomycota; Saccharomycetes; Saccharomycodales; Saccharomycodaceae. Gene Ontology annotation, cellular component: nucleus. Bases 1 to 2202 code for a protein of 733 amino acids.